GUGCCAGAACAGGGAUCGAUCUCGUCUAAGAAACUUACACCUUGCGGCCUCUUUGGGCUGCAUGCAGCUGUUCUGGGUGAGCCAUUGAAAAGUUUUGCUCUCCCCUUGUAAAUAAUUAACGAGCAGCUAGUUUACGGAGCAAGGAGAAACGAACUUGAAAGUUUAAAAAACUACCAUACCCGUCAGUGGAGAGGACUGGAUAAGUAGCCUACUCUCCACUCUUUCCACACUAAAGGGACACCUUUGCAGAACUCUGUCGUGCGACCGAGUCACUCGUGUGGCAGCAAAACCAAGGGGAAACACACCGUAACCAUCACAAGUCAAAACAAUUUACUUACCAAGUUAUUGGAUACCUAUUAGCGUCUGUGGUGCAGGGACGGACGCGAAUGCACGGGACAUAACAGAUGUGGAUCAGGCUACUCUAGGAAAGUGCAAUGGCUACACUCUGCUGAAUAGAAAGAAGACUGGGCGAUUUCUCAUCAGUGUUCUUUUUUUCAGGAUUGUUGAAGCGAGACAGGCUAUCGAUUUUCUCUGGUGACUAGCUGCCUGUCACAACUCGCGAUGGGCUCUUCGGACAUUAAUAAAAGCAGGUGAAACGUUUGGAAGCGGAGGUCGCAAGAGAAAGUUGGCGUGCAAGUAAACACUUCAGCUCGUUGUUUUCCAUCUCAGUGCAUAAUUUCCACUGAACCGUUCUUGGACAUUUAUCAAUAGGCACCGAUAGCCUACUUGUGGGCGGAUUAAACUUUACGAUUUUAUUUGUCGUAACUUUUUCAGGCAUUAUUUUGCUUAGUGCUUUAAACCCAUAGCUAGUUUACUAGCUAUCCAGUAAGCAGCUAAGGACGCGUAGCUAGCCAUUUCUCUACACCUGAAAAAAAUCAUUAUUGUUAACUAUAGAAGGUUGCAACUUAAUUGGAAUUGCGAGGAACUAUGCAGAAAUACAACCCUAACAACACCGACACACUCCCGCGGGACGCGGAGCUCCAACACCGCCUGACUGACAACGGUGGAGUCGGGGAUUCGGUGAAGGAGAAUGGGUCUAGGAAGAAGGACUCUGGCGCUGAGAUUCCCGACACACCGUGCACCAAAAGAAAGAUGCUGGUGGGCUUGGACCUUCUCUGCCUGGUAGUGGCCUCCAUCCCGUUCCUGGCGUGCGAGCUGAAGGCGGUGACCCCGUACAAGAGGGGUUUUUUCUGCGGGGACCCCAGCAUUGCGUACCCUCGCCUUGAGCGGGAGGCCAUAUCAGACACGGUGUUGAUCAUGGGGGGGCUGCUGAUCACCGGGCUGGCGAUCGCCCUGGGAGAGUGUUACCGCGUGCGUUUCCUGCGCGUGCGGUCGCGCGCCUUCGUCAGGAACCUGUACGUGUCCAGUCUGUACAAGGAGCUGGGCAGCUUCCUGUUCGGCUGCUUCAUCGGCCAGUCCCUCACCAACAUGGCCAAGCUGAGCGUGGGCCGGCUCCGCCCCCACUUCCUGUUCGCCUGCAACGUCACCUACUCCUCCCUCAACUGCACCCCCGGCACCUACAUCCCCGAGGUCACAUGCCGGGCCAACCCGCACGAUCUGGAUGAAGCCAGGAAGUCCUUCUUCUCGGGCCACGCCUCCUUCGCAAUGUACACCAUGCUGUACUUGGCGUUCUACCUGCAGGCGCGGUUGUCAUGGCGAGGGGCGCGGCUCUUGCGUCCUCUCCUCCAGUUCCUGCUGGUGCUGGUGGCCAUGUACACAGGGCUGAGCCGGAUCUCCGACUACCAGCAUCACCCCACAGACGUGCUGACGGGCUUCCUGCAGGGGGGGCUCACAGCCUACUGGGUGGCCUUCUACAUCUCGUCCAUGUUUAAGAACCCUCGUCCUGAGCUGUUUGCCACCAGCCCGUCCAUGGAAAGUCCGCUGUCCAGCCAGCAGACUGUCUGCUAACAGUGCCAGAGAGGGAGGGAGAGAGAGAAAGAGCGAGGGAGGGAGGGAGUGAGUGAGAGAGAGAGAAUAACCAAGCACAACACACUGACAGAUUUCAGAAGAGAGGAUGGAAGGAAGAGAGGCCCCUUUGGGGAGGAAUGUGACGAGAAGGGGAUGUAGAGCAGGAGAGAAAGGGAAUGAAAGUGACUGAGAUUGACUGAGAGACCAUUCUGUUUUGACUGAGAUGGUGAGAGUGAAAUAAAAAAAGGAACUGGGGAAUAGGUAAGAGUAAGAGGGAAGGGGGGGAAGAAAACGAGGGACUUGUUUCUCUUACACACACACACACACACACACACACACACACACACACACACACACACACACACGCAUACAAAGCACAAACACACACUUUCAUUAAACAUGUGUAGAGUGACCCGUCCUGAUUGGUGGUAUACACAAGUACAAAUAGAUGUAUAUAAAAAUAUAUUUUUACAAAGGGUCUUAUAGCUCACGCUGCUAAUAUUGAUUAUUCAAAUAGUUAACACAUAUACAUUUAAUAAUGUAUAUUUAAUGUGUAGUUUAACCUUGUAAAUAACCGCAAGACUUGUGCUUAAAGAACAGUUUUGACAGGAAUUUUUGUCAGGAACACAUGACCCCUCCCUCUUGCUUGUCAUCAGUGCUCUCUGACCUCUGAGGUCAGCGAUAUUGUCAGUCACCCUAACUGAGCCCUGAAGCCACCGUGACCUCUUAGAAAAUGCUACGUGUAGACCUCAUAGGUUGAGAUAAGAGGAGGGCAGGCGGGGAGGCCUGAGAGUACAGGCCAGAGCAGCGUAUUAGCAGCUUUCAUGUUAUUGAAAGUUGGACUCACCCCGGCCCAAAGCGCUCUGAGAGGAAAUUGUGUAUUUAAAAAAGGCUCCCCUGACCGCUUCUUUAACCGCAGAACAAGUUGCCUUUUAUGUCCCGUACUCGUGUCACGGAAAUGUUCCCUCCACAGCCACUGUGUCUGUAUAACCACUUCAAGCAUACAUACCUCUGGUGCGAUGCUGUGACUGAAUAUAACCCCUCACCCUUGACCUAUGGCUGACCUUUCCAUGCUAAACUCUGACUUGAUCCGCACCUUGAGUUAAGGCCUCACACACAGACCCUGGCAGUGUCAGCUAGGCGAUGUGCGUACGCUCAUUUGCAGCACUUGAAAUAUGUAGAGGAAUCUUCCGCAUUUGUCAUUUGUCUGUUUUUUUUCUUUUUUUUGUUUUUUCUCAAGUUAAAGAUUUUUUUUUUUUUUUUGUCAUGUCAUUGUUCGUUUUUGUUUGUUGGUAUGUGUUUUUUUUCUCCCCCAAAUGAUUAUUCUCAAGAUUAAAAUGAAUGUAUAUAAAUCCUUUUUAAAGUGGCCAGAAUUUCAGAAGUAUUAAUGCUCUUUGUUUGUUUUUGUGUUUCGUGUGCUAACCAGGUACGGACUGUUCCGUUGUUUCUGUUGUGUUUAAUGACUAGUGACUGAGCCAGAAAGAAGAUGUUAUCAGAAAGCUAUAUUUAUCCAUUUUUAUUGUGCUAUAAUCUAUUUGUUUGUUUACUCUGUGAAAGCCAGAGGACUAAAUAACCACUGUACUCAAAAAAGAAUAAACAGCAAACAAAUAAAAUGAAUGUUGAAUCUUUUAA
Messenger RNA from Conger conger (European conger), 3540 nucleotides. RefSeq names its product phosphatidic acid phosphatase type 2D (gene ppap2d). Gene Ontology annotation, biological process: signal transduction; phospholipid dephosphorylation; phospholipid metabolic process. The transcript has 6 exons. Gene Ontology annotation, molecular function: phosphatidate phosphatase activity. NCBI's taxonomy places the organism in Eukaryota, Metazoa, Chordata, Actinopteri, Anguilliformes, Congridae. Bases 928 to 1908 code for a protein of 326 amino acids. The record is from RefSeq and is a predicted model, not a curated record.